AUGGAACAAAUUGAAUUGAAUAAUCCUGAAUUAAGAAAUACAAAAUGUAAUUUAGAUGGUGAUCCUAAGACAGAUUGGUUCCGUAAUAAAAAUGGUUUACUUUUAAAAACAUAUGGGUGGAUUGUUAAAAAUGCUAUAGGAAUUAUAUUGUUAAUACAUGGAUUCAAAUCUCAUGCUCGAUUAACAUUUAUGAAAAUAAAUUUAAAAAUGCCAAAUAAAAAUAGAGGCUUAGUAGUAGACACUAAUAAUUACUAUAUUUAUAAAGAUAGUUGGAUUGAAAAUUUUAAUCAAAAUGGUUAUUCAGUAUAUGCGCUAGAUUUGCAAGGUCAUGGAGAAUCACAAUCAUUGGAAAAUAUAAGAGGUCAUAUUAAUUGUUUUGAUGACCUAGUUGAUGAUGUAAUACAAUAUAUGAAUCACAUUCAAGAUGAAAUAUCAAAUGAAAAUAAAAUGGAUGAUGAAUCUCAUGAUAUAGUAACAACUAAAAAAAAAAGGCUUCCUAUGUAUAUUAUUGGGCAUUCGAUGGGAGGAAAUAUUGCUUUAAGACUAUUGCAAUUAUUAAAGAAAGAACAAGAAAAUAAAAUUAAUUCUGGAGAUGCAAAUGACAAUAAUAUGAUAGAAGAUAUUAUUAAUGAUAUGGAUAACUCUAAUGAUCAUGCUAUAGAAGAUAUGAAUAAUACGCAUUUAAUUACCAAUUCUAAUGAUUGUGAUUCCGAUAAUCCCUGUGCUAGUACAUCUUCUACGACAAAUUCUAUUGAUAGUGCUAGUGAUAAAAAUGAAGGAUACUAUAAUUAUUUUGAUAAAUUAAAUAUUAAAGGUUGCAUAUCUUUAUCUGGUAUGAUGAGAAUAAAAUCAAUAUUUAAUGAUGGAAACAAUUCAUUUAAGAAUGUUUAUUUACCUAUAGUAAACUUCAUGUCUCGUGUUGCACCUAAUGUACUAAUUCCGUCAGGAAUUCGUUAUAGUAUAUCCAAGUAUGUUGGUAGUAUAUAUAAACAUGAUAAAUUUCGAAAUAAUAAUGGAAUCAAAUUUAAAUGUAUGUCUGAACUUAUAAAGGCAACGAUCACAUUGGAUUGUGAUAUUAAUUAUAUGCCAAAUGAUAUUCCUUUAUUAUUUGUGCAUUCAACAGGUGAUAGUGUUUGUUCUUAUGAUGGGACAGUUUCGUUUUAUAAUAAAGCAAGUGUUAGUAAAAAAAAUUUACAUCAUGUUGAUGAUAUGGAUCAUGAUAUAACGAUAGAGCCAGGAAAUGAAGAAAUUUUAAAAAAAAUUAUUGAAUGGAUUUCUAAUUUAAGAAAGAAUGAUGAAGAUAAAAAGGAAAAUUAA
Messenger RNA from Plasmodium yoelii, 1317 nucleotides. Its product is annotated as lysophospholipase, putative. The record is from RefSeq and is a predicted model, not a curated record. Lineage: Eukaryota; Apicomplexa; Aconoidasida; Haemosporida; Plasmodiidae. Gene Ontology annotation, cellular component: membrane. The transcript has a single exon. The coding region runs from base 1 to 1317 and encodes 438 amino acids. Gene Ontology annotation, molecular function: lipase activity.